CCCACACACCAACGUCACCUCGCCAGUUGGUGAAAUCCCCCACUCCCACCCCAACCGCCCUCGCCCGCCUCUUCAAUCCAUCUCGCCUUCUUCGUCACGCGGCCGCCGCGAGGGUUUGGGGGAAUUUCGGGGCGGAGGCGGCGGCGAGGAGGGCGGGCAGGGGUUUUUUGUUGCGGGAAUGGAGGUGGAGGAAUCCUCGCCGUCGUCAUCGUCGCUGUCGUCUCCGGCAGGGUCAUCCGACUCCAUCGACCUCAACUUCCUGCCGUUCCUCAAGAGGGAGCCCAAGUCGGAGCCGGCGUCACCGGAGCGCGGGCCCCUCCCACUGCCGGCGCCCCCGGCCCAGACGCCACAGCAGCAGCAUGCGGCGGCGGCGGCGGCUCCUGCGGCCUCGGCGGCUCCGCCUCCGGCGACGCCCGACAUGUCGUCCGCGCCGGUGAUGACGCCGCUGCAGGCGCUGCCGCCGAACCCCGACGAGGACGCGCUCCUCCGGGAGUACUACCGCCUCGCGAGCCUCUACCUCUCGUCGGCGGGGACAGGGGCGAUCGUCUCGGCGCCGGCGCCGGGGGCUGCCGCGCCCGCGGUGGUGCAGCCCGGGUCCGGGUCCGUCGUGAAGAAGCGCCGGCCGCGGUCGUCGGAGCUCGUGCGGGUCUCCUCGCUCGGCGUGCGGGACCAGAUCUACUUCCGCGACCUCGUGCGGCGGGCGCGCAUCACCUUCGAGUGCCUCCGCGGGCUGCUGCUCAGGGAUGACGAGCGCGCGGAGUCGCUAGGCCUCGGGGGCGUCGCCGGGUACGGCGGCGGCGGGGACCGGCGCCGCGUCCGCGCGGACCUGCGCGCCGCGGCGCUCAUGGCGGACCAAGACCUCUGGCUCAACCGCGACCGUCGCAUCGUGGGGUCGAUGCCCGGGAUCUCGGUGGGUGAUGCAUUCUUCUUCCGCAUGGAGCUCUGCGUCCUUGGCCUCCAUGGCCAGGUGCAGGCUGGAAUUGACUACGUCAGUGCAGGGCGAUCUGCCUCCGGGGAGCCUAUAGCCACAUCUAUAAUCGUGUCUGGUGGGUAUGAGGAUGAUGAUGACCGCGGCGAGGUACUUGUGUACACCGGCCAUGGCGGCCGUGAUCCCAAUCUUCAUAAGCAGUGUGUAGAUCAGAAGUUGGAGGGCGGCAAUCUUGCCCUUGAGCGCAGCAUGGCUUAUGGUAUUGAGAUCCGUGUAAUUCGGGCUGUCAAAUCAAGACGCGGCCCUGUCGGCAAGGUAUAUUUCUAUGAUGGCCUCUACAAGGUUGUGGACUACUGGCUUGACCGUGGAAAAUCUGGGUUUGGUGUUUAUAAGUAUAAAAUGCUGCGAAUUGAGGGGCAAGAACCCAUGGGUACUGUGAAUUAUCGAAUAGCUGAACAGCUCAAGGUGGAUGUGUUUGCUGUAAGGCCAACAGGGUAUUUGAGCUUUGAUAUCUCCAUGGGCCGAGAGCUCUUGCCAGUUGCACUAUAUAAUGAUGUCGAUGAUGAUCGUGACCCACUCUUAUUCGAGUACCUUGCACGGCCAAUAUUUCCUACCUCUGCUGUCCAAGGGAAGUUUGCUGAGGGAGGUGGUGGGUGUGAUUGCAGUGAGAAUUGCUCAAUUGGAUGUAACUGUGCAGGGAGGAAUGGAGGUGAGUUUGCAUAUGACAAGACUGGAGUCCUGCUACGAGGCAAACCUCUGGUAUAUGAGUGUGGGCCACACUGCAGGUGCCCUCCUAGUUGCCCCAACAGGGUUAGUCAGAAGGGGCUUCAGCAUAGGCUUGAGGUGUUCCGAUCAAGGGAGACUGGGUGGGGAGUUCGGUCUUUGGAUCUUAUUAAGGCAGGGACAUUCAUUUGUGAAUUCAGCGGGAUUGUCCUUACUCAGCAGCAGUCAGAGAUUGUGGCUGCGAAUGGCGAUUGCUUGGUGCGUCCGAAUAGGUUCCCUCCAAGAUGGUUGGAUUGGGGUGAUAUUUCUGAUGUGAAUCCUGAGUAUGUGGCACCAGACUAUCCUGCUCUUCCUGAGUUAAACUUUGCAAUUGACGUGUCGAGGGCAAGGAAUGUGGCAUGUUAUUUCAGCCACAGUUGCAGUCCAAACGUGUUUGUCCAGUUUGUGCUGUUUGAUCAUUACAAUGCGUCUUACCCCCACCUCAUGAUCUUUGCCAUGGAGAACAUUCCACCAUUGAGGGAGCUAAGCAUUGACUAUGGAAUGGUUGAUGAAUGGGUCGGAAAGUUAACCAUGUAGCUGAAGUACCUAUUUGGAAGGCCAUGCCCUCUUUUGUUUCUGUUUCUUUGAAGUUUUCAUAGUGAUUCACUUGGGGAUCAAGCCAACCACUGACUGAAAUUCCUCAUCUGUAUCCUGGUUUCAGUCCAAUAAUGGAGGUUUCCAUCUGGAACAAUGUUCCUCUUCCAGCGACAGAGGGGCUAACGUAGGGAGGGGCCAAGCUACAACUCAUUGUCAUCAACUGUACAUCAGCCGUGUGUUGUAUUGUAUAUGUUGUGUGAUAACCUAGGUGGCUUGGCCAAUUUUCAAGAGGCACUCACCUCCGAAAGUAUGAUGUGUGCUGCUGUAACUAGGCUUGUUCGGCGGAGCAGGCGCUGAGUUUCAGUCUUAACCCCAUUUUGUCUCAUGGCUACUGCUACUGAACUUUUUAUGUACAUAUAUCUGUAAAUUAUCUAGCUGAAAGUGUUCCUAUUUCUGUUGGUAAAUGUUGAUCCAGCCAGGCUUGCCCCAGUGGCUCAUGGAAUGGAAGAUUUUGCAGAGUCAGGU
This is a messenger RNA of Panicum hallii, 2752 nucleotides long. Its product is annotated as histone-lysine N-methyltransferase family member SUVH2-like. The transcript has 2 exons. Bases 179 to 2227 code for a protein of 682 amino acids. Gene Ontology annotation, molecular function: zinc ion binding; histone methyltransferase activity; protein binding. Gene Ontology annotation, cellular component: nucleus. NCBI's taxonomy places the organism in Eukaryota, Viridiplantae, Streptophyta, Magnoliopsida, Poales, Poaceae. The record is from RefSeq and is a predicted model, not a curated record.